Messenger RNA from Prunus avium (sweet cherry), 1287 nucleotides. RefSeq names its product forkhead-associated domain protein. NCBI's taxonomy places the organism in Eukaryota, Viridiplantae, Streptophyta, Magnoliopsida, Rosales, Rosaceae. The record is from RefSeq and is a predicted model, not a curated record.
UUCAUCCUGACUUCCAGUUCCUGAGAGAGAGAGAGAGAGACGACGUUGUUGAAGAUUGGUGGUGGCACAGCCAUGGCUGUCCCUCGUAGAACUUUAUGGAGGAGACCCAUGUGCUUGGAUUCCAAGGUCGACACCGAGCAGCUACGUGUUCAACUCGUUCAGCUCCAUUCUGAGGCUGAGAGCGCCAGAGGCAAAGCAAACAAUGCAAGAUUGAGGCUUCUUCGACUGUCAGAGACAGCUGAGAAUCUUAAAAGGCAAGCAGCAAUUAAUGUCCAAACUGGGAAGGAAGAUGAUGCAAGGGAACUACUCUUUCAGAAGAAAAAGGUCAUGGAAGCAUUGGAGAGGUCCAAAAAACGCAUAGAAUUGCUUGAUGAGCUUUCCUCAAAGCUUAAUGAGGCGAUCUCUCUAAAAGAAAGGCAGCUAAUCGGGAAUGUUACUUUGGAUCUAGAAGUUGUCAGAGAUAAUGAUCUGAAGCUCAGUAAUGAUGAAGAAAAGCCGCUUCUUGCAGAGAGCCAAACAAGCGUACCUGUUGAGCCAGAAGGGGAGGAUCUUCGAGAACCUUUAAAUAAGGGAGCUUGGAAUGAAGAUGAGAUAAUUUCUAGCUUGAAGGGAAUAACCUCUUUUGAGAAAUUCUUGGAACAUCUGGAUCAUCAACUUAACAAAAUUGAAGCAGAACUUGUCACUAUUCUAAGAAUCUCAACCUUGGUAGUGGACAGCCAGGAGAAACCAAAAAAUUUUAAGGUGCAACAAAUAAUGGAACUUCUUGAGAGUAUCGCUGGCGUUAGACAGAGAAUUUCAAGUAUCAAGAUGGCAAAUGUGGAGAUCAGAUAAAGCUUCAAUUGUUUUAUUGUCUCUGGAAUCUGGUAGGCCAAGCAUUAAUAAAUCUCUAAGGAAAGCUCCACCUCAUGUUGUGAACUUAUGUGUGUGCAUAGUCCGGUACAGUUUGUCAAAGGAUUGCAAAGCAAUAAACAGCUACUUCAUUGGUUCAGCAAGAUUUGGGGAUUGAAUGAAUUUUAGCAGACAUCAUCAAUAUUUCCUUGAAAAAGGUCCUCAACCUACAGGAACUGUUCAUGAUAUUUCAAAAAAGGCAGGGCUUUUUACGGAGCUUCGCCUUAAUCAACAAACACAAGUAAUAUUAGUUGCUUUGCCCAUAGUAUUUGAUUGAUGCCUAUCCAAUUUCAAAUUUCAUUCAUUUCAGCUGCCUUUCAUGCCCUUGCUUCUGUUGUAAAAUGUUUUGUUUGCAUUAGAUAAUGUAGUUGAGCAGGCUGUAUAUGUUCCAUACCUGAA